UUGACGUUCAAGCGGCAGGGUCACGUACGUCAUGACGUUUUCAUGACGCAAUACGUAUUACACUGGCCUGAACGCGGAAGUGAGCGGCGGCAGAAAAAAGCGAGGCGACUUGUUUGGACUUGUUGGCCGGUUAAAAAAAAAAGCCUUCAUUAUUCUAGCUAAUGGCAAACGGACGCGUUGAAAUUCAUGACCCUUUGGGCAACCUCAACGACCUCAGCCGGCCAGACGCAGACAACCUGCAAGACACGCUGGCGUUUCGGCUCCUGAUGGCGUACACCAAGAGGAGACGCGGCGGUGGGAGAAGAAGAGCCGGACGUCCGUCGAGGAUACAUAUGGCUGGCAGGGAUCAAAAGACAGCCCUGUCACUAAAGAGUACGGAGACAUGGAAUACAACAACAUCCACACAAGGAAAGCCAUCUGCCGGUCGGGCCUGCAACACCUGGGGCCGCUGCAGGUAGCCCCGCCUCCCGCCUCCAACGGCCCCGGCAAGGAGCUUCGCACCCGCAUGGACUGGACGGAGAACGCCGUCAACGGCGACCACCUGUGGAUGGAGACCAGCUGCUCGGGCGAACUCUGCUACCUCGGGGAGGACGCCUGCCUGCUCAAGACUGCGGUGAGCUCGCUCGCCCCAAGUCAUCUGCUGGCUGCCCGUCUUGACAGCCGACCUGUGUGUCUGUGCUUGAAGAAGUCUGCGCCCAGGAGGAAGUGCGCCGCCUGCAAGAUCGUCGUCCACACCAGCUGCACCGAGCAGCUGGAGAAGAUCAACUUCAGGUGCAAGCCGACUUUCAGGGAAGGAGGCUCGCGGUGCCUGCGAGAUAAUGUGCUGAGGCACCACUGGGUGCACCGCCGGCGCCAGGACGGCAAGUGCAAGCAGUGCGGGAAGAGCUUUCAGCAGAAGUUCUUCCACAGUAAAGAAAUCAUCGCCAUCAGCUGUUCGUGGUGCAAGCAGGCUGUGAGUUGGGCUCAAAUUGGAAUUGUCGCGCGCGAGCGGGCUUGCCCACCAUCUGAGCGAAAUGCCGUCAGACUAGAAACAAAACAUUUCCACAACAAGGUCACGUGCUUCAUGCUGCACCAGAUCGAGGAACCGUGCUCGCUGGGCGCCCACGCCGCCGUCAUCGUGCCUCCGUCCUGGAUCAUCAGAGUCAGGAAACCGCAGAGCUUGCUCAAGAACUCGGCCAGGAGGAAAAGGCGCACGUCUUUCAAGCGCAGGACCAGCAAGAAGGGGCCGGAUGAGUCCAAAUGGCGGCCGUUCAUGCUGAAGCCGCUGCCCUCGCCGCUCAUGAAGCCCAUCCUGGUCCUCGUCAACCCCAAGAGCGGAGGCAACCAGGGCGCCAAGCUGCUCCAGAUGUUCAUGUGGAUCCUGAACCCGCGGCAAGUCUUUGACCUGUCGCAGGGCGGCCUUCGGGAGGCGUUGGAUUUGUAUCGCAAAGUGCCAAACUUGAGGAUCCUGGCCUGCGGUGGAGACGGCACGGUGGGCUGGAUCCUGUCCACGCUGGACGAGCUACAGAUGAAGCCGCAGCCUCCGGUGGCCGUCCUUCCUCUGGGAACAGGAAACGACCUCGCCAGGACGCUCAACUGGGGCGGGGGCUACACGGACGAGCCCGUGUCCAAGGUUCUGGGCCAGGUGGAGGACGGCUCGGUGGUGCAGCUGGACAGGUGGAACCUGCAGGUGGAGCAGAGCCACGGCGCCGAGCGGCAGCUCCAAGACGGCACGCAGAAGCUGCCCCUCGACGUCUUCAACAACUACUUCAGCCUGGGCUUCGACGCUCACGUCACGCUGGAGUUCCACGAGUCCAGAGAGGCCAACCCCGAAAAGUUUAACAGUCGCUUCCGCAACAAAAUGUUCUACGCGGGGGCCGCCUUCUCCGAUUUCCUCCAGAGAAGCUCGAGGGACUUGUCCAAGCACGUCCGAGUGGUGUGCGACGGCACCGACUUGACUCCCAAGAUCCAAGAUUUGAAAUUCCAGUGCAUUGUCUUUCUAAACAUUCCCAGGUACUGCGCGGGCACCAUGCCCUGGGGGAACACCGGCGACCACCGCGACUUUGAGCCGCAGCGUCACGACGACGGCUGCAUCGAGGUCAUCGGCUUCACCGUGGCCUCGCUGGCGGCGCUGCAGGUGGGCGGUCACGGCGAGAGGCUCCACCAGUGCCGCGAGGUGGUCCUCACCACCUUCAAGACGGUGCCGGUGCAGGUGGACGGCGAGCCGUGCCGACUGGCGCCGUCCACGCUGCGCAUCUCGCUGCGCAACCAGGCCAACAUGGUCCAGAAGAGCAAGAGACGCACCUCGGUGCCGCUGCUCAACGACCCCCACGCCGUCCCCGAGCGGCUUCGGCUGCGGGUCAACCGGAUCGGCCUGCACGAGUACGACCGCUUGCAGUACGACAAAGAGCGGCUGCGGGACAUCUCGGUUCCGGUGGGCAUCGUGGUGGUGAGGGGCGACUGCGACUUGGAAACGUGCAGACUCUACAUCGACAGACUGCGAGAGGACUUGCAGCAGGCGCCCUCUCUUGGCCACAGAGUGCAUUACCAGGAUGAGAGCCGGGGGAUGCCUCGGACCACCUCGGCUGGCAGACUCUCUUCCAGCUGGAGCUUCUUGGAUUCCACAUCGGCCGAUCGCUUCUAUCGCAUCGACAAGGCCCAGGAGCACCUUCACUUUGUCACGGAAAUCUGCCAGGACGAGGUGUUCAUCCUGGACCGCGAGGGCCCGGCGGGGGGCCGGGUGUCAUCGGCCGGGAUGCCCGACCUGGUGGCCGAGCCCAGCGCCGGCGCGCCGUUGACUCCCGAGGAACAAGCGCUGUUGACGGCGGCGAGCGCCGGGGAUCUCUCCACGUUGUCGGAGUGCGUGCGUCACGGCGUCAGCCUGCUGGUGCGAGACGGCGCCGGUUGCUCGGCCCUGCAUAAAGCCGCGCGGAAAGGACACGCCCAGCUGGUGGUCUUCAUCCUGCAGCAGGGAUCCAAAGUGCUUCUCGACUUGCCCGACGGAGAAAAAGGGGACACCGCCUUGCACAAAGCCGCUUGGGAGAAGCAGCACGCCGUGUGUCGGCUGUUGGUGGAGGCGGGCGCGUCGCUUCACAAAACCAACUUUCAGGGGAAGACCCCGGUGGAGCAGGCGGCGGGCGACCUGGAGCUGACCUCCUACCUGAGCAGCCACAAAACACCUUCGGCCCCCCACGAGGACUUGGAAACGGCAGUCUGACGCACACACCCACGCGCUUUUCACGCUGGGGCGCAGGUUCCACGUCAGCGGGCGCCCGGCUAUUUAUUUUCUAUUAUUUAUUGAUCGAGACAGGUAUUUAUUGCGAGCGCGCUUUGGAGAGCGGCCGACGUGCUGAAGUGUUUCCACCCGUGCGAGCCUGAGUGGCUCACGGGAACAAGUAUUCUUUCGCCGCUCCAAAAGCUACGACUAACAACGGAGCGGAAGCCGAGAUGCCAAACGAGUGACAUUCGCAAAUAUCCAAAUAUCAAUGAAAUCUUCUUUGAAAGUGCCAAGUGUCCAAAUGGCACAGCUCAAUCAGAACUGCGUCUUUAGACCGCUUUUACAUUUUUCACUUGACUUCCGCUCCAAACAUUGCCAUCCAAGUUUGUGAAAAGGAUAUUUAAGAUGAAGCCAUCAUAUCCGAUCCACUUGGCAGCUGCCGUCCAACUCAUUCUGAGCCAUGUAAAAUGAACAGAUGGCAUGUCGCUGCAUUUCUCCGCUAAUCGUUUACAUUACAUGAAUGUUUUAAGUGUUGCACUGAGGGAGGUACAGUGCCGUACCGUACUUGAGCUCCGAUUGGCUUGGAGAUUGUCUUCUCCUUUUCGGACUCGAGCCUUUUUUCUCAUCAAUACAUCAGAGAAGAAUUUUGCCACGGUAGAGAUGACUCGCAUGUAACGACGACGGCCCUUUUGCAGUUUUUCCGCUCAGUUGUGAAUUGAACCCCAGUGAGUGUUUUGAUGGAAAUCGAUUGAAAAACAAAACAAAAAGUGCCACACGUGCAUCUCAAGGCGAAUGUACGGCGAUAACUUGAACCGCAAAGUCGGACGAGUUGACUCGUUUUAAGCAGGACUGGGAUGGAAUGACAAUGAAAAUAGUUUGGAUGGGGUGAAGUGAAUGAAAAGCUUGUUGUACAGUUUUGUGUUGAAAGACCAAUUGUUGAUUUUGGGCGCACCUUUGCUCCAAGAAAGAUAUUUGAUUUUGAUAUGCUCGACUGAUAUGCUCACGACGAUGGCUGCUUGUGGGCGGGCGGGGCCUGCCUCUUCUAAUCCACGCAUUUAAUCGAAACUUUGUAUUCCGUUUAUUCUCACUAGCGUUGGUUCUGCAUGGCAUUUUCUGACCUCACAAUUGAUUCUUUUCCAGUAUUGGCAUAAACAUCAUUCUUAUUGAGAAGAUGACUCUUAUUGUUUCAACUAUUAAAUGAUUGUUUGGAGUGUUUCAUAUCCGGGCUUAUUUUUGUAUCGCUGCUGAAGAUGACUUGAAGUGCGUUAUUUGGAAGAUGAUGCUGUUUCUCUUGUUGGAAUGCAUGUUUUCUCUUUUUCCAUCGUCACAAUCAUCCAUACUUAUUUCUGCUUUCUGGUCCCGGGAAUCUCCAAAUAUGGACAGUCUACUUCAUUUUAAAUAAAAGUUACACGCUGAAA
Molecule: messenger RNA, 4614 nt
Organism: Syngnathus typhle (broad-nosed pipefish)
Lineage: Eukaryota; Metazoa; Chordata; Actinopteri; Syngnathiformes; Syngnathidae
Product: diacylglycerol kinase iota-like
Exons: 34
Coding region: 383-3196 (937 amino acids)
Biological process (GO): intracellular signal transduction; diacylglycerol metabolic process; regulation of synaptic transmission, glutamatergic
Cellular component (GO): nucleus
Molecular function (GO): ATP-dependent diacylglycerol kinase activity; protein binding
Source: RefSeq, a predicted model, not a curated record